This is a messenger RNA of Aureobasidium pullulans EXF-150, 1563 nucleotides long. RefSeq names its product succinyl-CoA:3-ketoacid-coenzyme A transferas-like protein. The transcript is spliced from 3 exons. The record is from RefSeq and is a predicted model, not a curated record. Gene Ontology annotation, molecular function: succinyl-CoA:3-oxo-acid CoA-transferase activity. The coding region runs from base 1 to 1563 and encodes 520 amino acids. NCBI's taxonomy places the organism in Eukaryota, Fungi, Ascomycota, Dothideomycetes, Dothideales, Saccotheciaceae. Gene Ontology annotation, biological process: ketone body catabolic process.
AUGGGAUGGCGUGCAGGAAGCUCUGCUGCCGGUCCCAAGAGAAAGCAGCCUAUUACUGCUAAUGAUCAGGCUCCCACACAAAUCAUCGGCCAAGGCAAGGUAUACAAGAACGCCGAGGACGCGGUUGCAGAUAUCAAGAGCGGCUCUACAAUUUUGAGUUCCGGCUUCGGUCUUUGCGGCGUUGCAGAAACUAUUAUUCAGGCACUUGCGAAAAGAGGAAAUGAAGUCACCAACCUGACCGCUGUGUCUAACAACGCUGGUGCUGGAGAUGGCGGUCUUGCUUCUUUGGUCAAGUCUGGCCAAAUCACAAAGUUGAUCAUUUCAUAUCUUGGUAACAACAAGGUGCUCGAGAAGAAGUAUCUUUCUGGAGAGAUCGGCAUCGAGCUUUGUCCUCAAGGAACUCUUGCGGAGAGAAUUAGAGCUGGUGGUGCAGGUGUCCCUGCUUUCUACACCCCUACUGGUGUCAACACUGCCGUCAUGACUGGCGGUAUUCCUGUGAGAGUCGGACCUCCUGUCGAGGGCUCUACUGAGACUGUCGUGGUCGAGGCUGGUACUCCCCGCGAAACUCGCGUCUUCGACGGAAAGACCUACAACAUGGAGCGCGCCAUCAAGGGUGACGUCGGUGUUUUGAGAGCAUGGAAGGUCGACGAGGCUGGAAACUGCCGCUUCCGCUACACCACCAAGGCAUUUGGUGUUCUGGUCGCCAAGGCUGCUGCCAUCUCUAUCGUUGAGGCUGAGGAAAUUGUUCCCGUUGGCUCCAUUCACCCUGAUGAUGUCCACCUUCCUGGAAUUUACAUCGACCGUAUUGUCCCUGCCACAGCAGAGAAGGGCAUUGAGUCUAGAAUGACUCGUUCCGCGGAGGAGAAGACAACUGAGGCCCCCAAGGAAAAGUCUCCUGCUAUGAUCAGAAGAGAAAGAAUUGCCAAGCGUGCUUCUAAGGAGCUCAAGAACGGCAUGUACGUCAACUUGGGAGUUGGUAUGCCUACAUUGGCUCCAUCAUUCUUGAACGCCGAGACCAAGGUCUGGAUCCAGUCCGAGAACGGUCUCCUCGGUCUUGGCCCUUACCCUACUGAGGACGAGGUCGAUGCCGAUCUUAUCAAUGCCGGAAAGGAGACCGUCACCAUGGUCCCUGGUGGUUCCACUUUCGACUCUGCCGAGUCUUUCGCCAUGAUUCGUGGUGGUCACGUCGAUGUGUCCAUUCUCGGUGCCCUCGAGGUUAGCGCUAACGGUGAUCUUGCUAACUAUAUGAUCCCCGGCAAGGUCGUCAAGGGAAUGGGUGGUGCUAUGGACCUUGUCUCCAACCCCGAACAGACUAAGAUUGUCUGCUUGACUGACCACGUCGACAAGUACGGCAAGUCAAAGGUCGUGCAAGAAUGCUCCCUUCCUCUUACCGGAGCUCGCGUCGUCAGCACCAUCAUCACCGACCUCUGUGUCUUCCAGGUGGACCUCAAGGAUGGCGGUCUUACCCUUACCGAGCUGGCUGAGGGCGUUACUGUCGAGGACAUCAAGGCCAAGACUGAUGCAUCAUUCAAGGUCGCCAAGGACAUUCAGUCCAUGGAGUAG